AUGACUUGUAUUUACAAAUAUAAUGAUACCGCUGCCACUUCUUCAACGAAUACCACUGCACCUUUAUCACAAACUGCAGCGACGCAUAUCGUCGAUAACGUUGACGUCUCCGAAGAAGAUAUCCCUUGUGGUGUCUCUACGGAAUAUAGACCAUAUAGGCCUCUCCCAAGUGUCAUCACAGAUUUCAUUGCGGAAAGCAUGUGCGGGAUCCUUGAAACCCAUCAACCACCAAGAUACCUCAGUUGGAACUUCGUACCAUUACCCGAGCUGGUAUUUUUCGUAGAAAGGGUAACCUUGAGAGCCAAGGUCGAUGUGUACACCGCGUUAGUCGCUUUAAUUCUCGUCUCUCGUCUUAAAAAACGCUUACCAAGGAACGCUCACGGUGAAUACGGCACGUGUCAUAAAAUUUUCAUCUCGGCGAUAUUGGUCGCAUCCAAGGAAUUCAUGACGAGGCAAACUUUACAGAAUAAUGAAACUGAAUCGCAACGUUUCUAUCCUUCGGCACCUGUCACAUGCCGUGCAACCUCCUCAUCGUCACCGAUCACAUCAGCAACGGAAAGCAUAUCAUCAUUAUCCUCGGAUCCAAGUUUAUGUUUGUCGGAUUCGCCCUCCGAAUUCGUUCAAUCGCUCAGCAAUAACAUCUUAUCAACCACCCCAUCAUCAACCGUGUCGUCUCUAUCAUCUUCCUCAUCAAUAUCAGAGGAUGAGAUGUUACCCGGUACUCCGCCACCAGCUUCGCCGCCUUCAACACAACAUCAUCGCGGAAAGCGUCGUCGUCAGUCGAUAAUAAAUAAAAAAUUGGCCGAAGUUUCGGGGAUCUACACCCUAGAGGAGGUCAAUCAGAUGGAAAAAUCGUUCAUAAAACUUUUGGGUUCAAAUAAUAUUUGGGUCGAUGAAAACGACGUGCGUAAUUUUCUGGAGAAAAAUAAGUACGCUUUGGGAAUUUGUGAAAGGAGCAUUGAGAGGAAUUCAUGA
Messenger RNA from Funneliformis mosseae, 975 nucleotides. The record is from the annotation of a GenBank genome assembly. NCBI's taxonomy places the organism in Eukaryota, Fungi, Glomeromycota, Glomeromycetes, Glomerales, Glomeraceae.